CAGCUCGAAAUUUGUCGGCCUUCUAUCAGCUGUUCUCGUGUUUUGUUUUUCUCUCCCUCUUCUUUCAGUCCGAGUUGUCAGUCUGCAAUCGAUACGUGAUUGGCUCAGCUCGUCUGGCUUGUAGUUCGCAUUUUCUUCAGUUGCGCUUAAAGUGGCACCGCUAUAUUCGCUUUCAGUGUAUUUUUAUGUUGAUUUUAGUCUCAGCAAACGCUGAUCUGAUAAAUGAACUAGAACCGCUCAUCAUUCAUCACGCUCGCAGCAGCCACUUCUUAUCGCGCGUAUUACAUGAGGGCAAAAAACAACACUAUUAUCUCAUUCAUCGCCGAGCAUCUUUAUUGUGUAUCUUUCUCCGCAUCGCGCAUUUGGCGACAAUCAGACGGGUAAAACGCUUGCUUCCGAACGCGCACACAUUACGGGGAGACAAUAAUAAUGGCUGCUGGUAAGUAUAAUUUCGCAAUCGACCGCGGGGGAACCUUCACCGAUGUGCUGUGCAUCACUCCGGACGGUGGUAUCCGAACGUUGAAGUUGCUUUCGGAAGAUCCGGCCAACUAUCCAGAUGCGCCGACGGAAGGCAUUAGACGAAUAUUGAAAAAGGAGAUUGGCCAGGGUCUGUCGGAAACGGUGGACGGGCUGGUUAACACCGAGCAGAUUGGAUGGAUUAGGAUGGGCACAACGGUGGCCACCAAUGCGCUUCUCGAGAGAACCGGCGAUCCGGUGGCCUUAGUCGUGAACCAGGGCUUCCGUGAUUUGCUCCAGAUUGGCAACCAGGCGAGGCCGAAUAUUUUCCAGCUGAACAUCCAGAAACCCUCGAACCUCUACCAGGAUGUGGUUGAGAUCGAUUGUCGGCUUGUUCCCGCCCAGAAAGACGUCUGCCAGCUGGACCAGCAAUGGACCGAACUGACAGGUGCGGCGGACUCGCGUUACCUAGAGAUGACACCGCUUGAUGAAGAUGAGGUGCGCAACAAACUGCUGGACGUUCGAAGUAGAGGAAUCACCUCACUGGCAGUGGUACUUGCCCACAGUUAUGCUUGUCCCGUUCACGAGCUGCAGGUUGGUGCCAUCGCGGAACAGCUCGGAUUUCACCACAUAACCCUGUCGCACGCGGCGAUGCCCAUGUGUCGACUGGUGGCGAGGGGUUUCACCGCUUGCACCGAGGCAUAUCUCACGCCCCAUGUGGAACGAUAUUUGGCCGGCUUUAGGGCUGGCUUCAAGGACCAGCUGAAGGAUGUUGAUGUUCUGUUCAUGCAAAGUGACGGAGGGUUAACCAGGAUGGACAAUUUUAGAGGGGCGCGAGCAAUUCUCAGCGGUCCGGCAGGGGGUGUUGUUGGAUAUGCCGUGACCGGGUCCAAAGACUCCGAACAGCCAUUGAUUGGGUUCGACAUGGGCGGAACCUCAACCGAUGUGUCCCGAUUCGCGGGUACAUACGAACACGUGAUAGAAACAACGACGGCUGGUGUCACCAUUCAGGCUCCCCAGUUGGAUAUCAAUACAGUGGCCGCGGGUGGAGGAUCACGGCUAUUCUUUCGCUCGGGCCUGUUUGUGGUGGGGCCCGAAUCGGCGGGUGCACAUCCCGGUCCGACAUGCUACCAGAAGGGGGGACCCCUGACGGUAACGGAUGCCAAUUUAAUUUUGGGUCGUUUGCUGCCGGAAUAUUUUCCACACAUUUUUGGUCCCAACGAGAACGAACCGCUGAAUUACGAGGCUUCCAGGGAAGCUUUCGAAAUUCUUCAGCAGGAAAUAAAUCAGCAUUUGUUGGAGACGGGAGAAAGAGAAACGCCAUUGUCGCUGCAGGAUAUUGCGAUGGGUUUCAUCAGAGUUGCCAACGAAGCGAUGUGUCGGCCAAUUCGAGCACUGACUCAAGCACGGGGAUUGGACACUUCGAAGCACGUUUUGGCCUGCUUCGGGGGUGCCGGUGGACAACAUGCUUGCAACAUUGCAAAGGAACUUGGAAUGAGCAAGGUGUUAGUUCAUAAGUAUGCGGGAAUUUUAUCCGCUUACGGAAUGGCUUUGGCCGAUGUGGUUCACGAAGCUCAAGAGCCCACCGGAUUAACGUUGAGCGAAGACAAUCGAUCGAUAAUCAGGGCCAGAUUGGACGAACUGUCGCAAAAAUGUAAGCAAAGCUUGAUGGAUCAAGGUUUUGUGGAAGACACCAUCGUGCUUGAACCCUUUCUUCAUUUACGCUUCGAGGGAACCGAUUGCGCAUUGAUGUGUAGCCCGGAUAAGGUGAUCGAGAAUCAGGAAAACUAUAUACAUACGUAUGGUGAUUUUGAAAAGACCUUCUUCGAGCGCUACAUGAAUGAGUUUGGCUUCGUGUUGAAGAACAAGCGGAUUAUUGUCGAUGACAUUCGGGUUCGUGGUUCCGGAAAAUCGCCGGUAUACGAAGAAACAAGUAUUUCUGCGGCAGAUGGUCCAAUUUUCCCGGUAAAAACAACGAUGACAUACUUUGAGCAGGGAUGUUUGGUCACUCCGGUGUUCGAUUGUGCCAAAUUGUGUCAAGGACACACGAUUCAGGGACCAGCAGUGCUAAUAGAUAAGCUAUCCACGAUUUUAAUUGAACCGGGCUGUCAUGCACUUGUCACCGCAAGGGGAGAUUUGGUUAUUGAAAUUGGAUUCGAUGAAGGUAGUCGGCGAAUCGACGAGCGUUUGGAUGCGGUUCAGCUGAGCAUAUUCAAUCAUCGGUUUAUGAGCAUAGCUGAGCAAAUGGGUCGCGUACUUCAGCGAACCGCAAUAUCUACCAACAUCAAGGAACGGUUGGACUUUUCCUGUGCUUUGUUCGGUCCCGACGGUGGACUUGUGAGUAACGCUCCGCACAUUCCGGUUCACUUGGGAGCGAUGCAGGAAACCGUUCAGUAUCAGAUGAAGCUCCGCGGAUCAACGCUCAAACCGGGCGACGUUCUUUUAUCCAACCAUCCCAACGUUGGAGGUUCCCAUCUUCCCGAUAUGACCGUUAUCACACCAGUAUUCUACCCGGGCAAUCCGGAACCAGUUUUCGCUGUGGCUUCCCGUGGGCAUCAUGCAGACAUCGGAGGAAUAACACCGGGAUCGAUGCCUCCACAUUCAACAUCGCUGGCUCAGGAGGGAGCCUCAUUUGCAUCGUUUCUACUCGUGAGUCAAGGAGUUUUUCAAGAGGCUGAGAUUAUCAAACAACUAACGACUCCUACCGGAGCACCGGGAGCCACUGGCACUAGGAACCUAUCGGACAAUCUGUCCGAUUUGAGGGCGCAGAUAGCGGCUAACCAAAAGGGCAUCCAACUGGUGAAAGAACUGAUAGACAGUUUCGGUUUGACUGUCGUACAAGCCUACAUGGGCUAUAUGCAACAGAAUGCCGAGAUUGCCGUGCGCGAUAUGUUGCGGCAAAUUGCCAGGGAAUGUAAACUUAGAACUGGAUCGACCGUACUGGAAGCUGAGGAACACAUGGAUGAUGGCUCUCCGAUCCACUUGCGCGUUACCAUCGACGAGAGGGAAGGUUCUGCCCAAUUUAGUUUCCUGGGCACCGGUUCGGAGGUGCAUGGAAAUUGCAACGCUCCCCGUGCCAUAACUUUCUCGGCGCUGAUAUACUGUCUGCGUAGCAUGGUGGGCCACGAUAUCCCCCUAAAUCAGGGCUGCCUCGCUCCGAUAGAAGUUUCCAUACCGGAGGGCUCUAUUCUGUGGCCCUCGGAUGAUGCCGCUGUGGUGGGAGGCAACGUGCUGACCUCUCAACGUGUUGUGGACACUAUAUUCAAGGCCUUCCAAACGUGUGCCGCCUCCCAGGGCUGUAUGAAUAAUGUCACCUUUGGGGAUGACAACUGGGGAUACUACGAGACGGUAGCGGGCGGAAGUGGUGCCGGCCCAGGCUGGCAUGGGACGAAUGGUGUUCACACCCAUAUGACCAACACAAGGAUAACGGAUCCGGAAAUUUUGGAGCUGCGCUAUCCAAUAAUACUGAAGAAGUUUUCACUCCGAGACGAUCAUUCCGGUGGGCAUGGUUUGUUCAAGGGUGGCGAGGGCGUUCACCGGGAGCUACUGUUCCGCAAACCGAUGAUGCUGUCGGUGCUCACAGAAAGACGCACCCUGCCGCCCUACGGAAUGGCUGGCGGUGGGCCGGGCAAACGUGGAUUGAAUCUCCUCGUGAAGCAGGAUAAAACUAUCAAUUUAGGUGCCAAAACAGCGAUUUGUGUCGAAUCUGGGGAUAUUUUCUCGAUGAAAACUCCCGGUGGCGGUGGCUACGGAAUGGCAUCAGCGAACGGCUUCCCACCAAUCGAACUCGUUGACGAUGAGCUGUCGAAGGUGUUUGUGGAGCGCGGCAGCCUCUAUGAGUAUCGUAUGGCACAGGAAUCCGUUUGAUGGCACGACGUUGGUUUUAACUUUAACGUUUACAUUGUCUUGAUCGUUGUAUUAAUCAUAAUAGUGGUAGUCAUGUUCAAAUAGUAGAACUACGGGCCACUAUGCCCCGGAGUAGAGGCAAGAUUUUAUUGCGUUACUUGAAGUUUUGAUGGCAUCUCAGAUAAUCGUGUGUAUUGAAAUUUAUACUCAGGAUAGAGACAGAUAGUAGCAAUAUGAUAUACACAUAUAUGACCUAUGUCCGGUGUAACAUUCAAACCUCCCUACUUUCCAAAUAUAGCUUUAAUUCAUUGUUAAAGCUCGCACAAAUCAGCAACCCAAGUGUUCGAAAAGUGUCAAACGGAUUUCAUAUUUACGUAGUUGAGGCACUUACAUAUAUAGUAGAAAUGUACUGCACGCGAAGUACAAUUUAUUUAGCGAAUGAAAUAAAAUUCAAUCGGCUAAGCCGCAUCAUAUCCGCUAGUGUAGAACACCCG
Molecule: messenger RNA, 4796 nt
Organism: Toxorhynchites rutilus septentrionalis
Lineage: Eukaryota; Metazoa; Arthropoda; Insecta; Diptera; Culicidae
Product: 5-oxoprolinase
Exons: 5
Coding region: 430-4323 (1297 amino acids)
Biological process (GO): glutathione metabolic process
Cellular component (GO): cytosol
Molecular function (GO): 5-oxoprolinase (ATP-hydrolyzing) activity
Source: RefSeq, a predicted model, not a curated record